UUAACAUUUUUUAGGAAGCAAAAUCAUCACAGUACCAUUUCCGAGGGGAAGAAAAUCCAACCGCCCGCUGAAAUGAAAGGUUAAGGCAGUGCGUCCAAGAACACUAGACACAUCGCUGAGGAGUUAUCCUUGAUAUACAUCAGUGGUUUGACACCGUUGACGUGUGUUGUUUCUAUAUUUAGUGAUAUUCGUUCGUCGCAGAUCGCAGCGUUUAGAGCAGAAGUGUCUGGUGGGCAAACGAACAGAAACAGUGCAAAGAAGAGCCACUAUGGGGAGAAUCUUGACGAUUUUGGUUUUCAAUCUUCUUCUGGGUUUCUUCCCAAUGCGGACAGCGUCACGUUGGUGGUUUAUGUCACAAGUGUUUCAACUUGGUUCCAAAGCCAUCUGUAACCAUGCAGCUGGUCUGCCUAACUUUGAACUAUGCCGAAAGAACCCAGAUGUUAUGAAAAGCAUUGGAAAAGGCGCGAAGCUAGGAAUUGAAGAGUGCCAACGACAGAUGAGGGACGAACGGUGGAAUUGCUUCACGGUGCCUCAGGAUUUUAGUGUGUUUGGAAAAGUCUUGAAGAUAGCAAGCCGGGAAACUGCCUUCGUGUAUGCGAUUACCUCAGCUGGAGUUGUACACGAAGUGGCUAAAGCGUGCAUCCGCGGUGACCUGAAAAAUUGUUUCUGCAACAAAACAGAACUAAGAAGCGCACGAGCGGAUUUUAAGUGGUCUGGAUGUUACGACCACAUUGCUCAUGGCAUCGAAGUUGCCAAGUUUUUUGUGGAUUCUGAUGAACGGCAAAACGAUGCUCGGGCAAAAAUGAAUCUUCACAACAAUCUGGUCGGAAGAACGGUCGUAAAAAAUCGCACAGCCGUGAACUGUUUGUGCCAUGGUCCUUCUGUAUCAUGUGUUAUGCAGACCUGCUACAGAAGUUUGGCUCCGUUCAGCGCUGUGAGUCGCCAUCUUCGCGAAAAAUAUGACAAAAGCGUUCUUGUGACUAUUGAUCAAAAAGGGGAAAAAUUGGUGGUGGCAAACCAGAAGGCUAAGAACGAGUCCUCACGUGAAAGCCUCGUGUUCUUACAGAAGUCCCCGGAUUACUGCGUCCCAAACCCUGACUUAAACUUGCCAGGAACCACGGGAAGGGUGUGUUAUAAUGGGAACACGACCACAGCUGCCGGUAACGGGACAUGUGGAACUUUGUGCUGCGGGCGCGGGUUUAACGCGAUUCGAGUCAAGGAAGAAUACAAGUGCAAUUGUAGUUUUGUCUGGUGUUGUGAUGUGAAGUGUAGCACGUGUAAAGGAACUGUUGAGAAAAACGUUUGUAAAUCGCUCAAGGAGUAUAUUUCUGAAGGAAACGGUAAGAUUAAGAAAGACGCAGAAACGGCAAUGAUUAAACAAUCGCGUAAAGAGAAGAACAAAAACCAAAGUGCUUUGAGACGCUCUGACAACGACAAUCGUGAACUGAAGACGAUCAAAGGUUAAUUCCUCCCACUGAACGGAUAAGACAAAUAGAUGACAGUAAUGAAGUUAGUGAAAAAGCCAAAUAGAUAGAAAAUUACACACAGCUACAAAAUAAGCGACUUUGAGCAAGUGCCAAGCUUUAAGGUCAUGGUGUCAUCGAAAACAGUAAUUGUGCUGCGCUAUUCAGUAGAGACUUUGAGGAAAAGAAUUUGGCAGAAGAAGCUUGAAAUUUUACCCUCCAUUCUGUUAGGCAUUGUGACUAAACACAGUUUUCCUUAUAUACCUAUGUUUAAACUUGUUUUCGUGGCCUUUUACAUGAAGAAAUAAUCGUGAACUCAUUGAAAAGCUUUUAAAGCUUAAGAGAUUAAAAUAAUCACCUCUUUUUCAUCAAAUUACAACAAAAAAAUGUUGAAUUCAACGUUCUUGGCACCAAGGUUAAUUAACCUAUACCCAGUCAGUACAUUUGACGGAAUAAAUCUUUCACGAUUUUUCAA
Stylophora pistillata is the source of this 1938-nucleotide messenger RNA. Its product is annotated as protein Wnt-2b-A. Gene Ontology annotation, molecular function: frizzled binding; cytokine activity. Lineage: Eukaryota; Metazoa; Cnidaria; Anthozoa; Scleractinia; Pocilloporidae. The record is from RefSeq and is a predicted model, not a curated record. Gene Ontology annotation, cellular component: extracellular region. Gene Ontology annotation, biological process: canonical Wnt signaling pathway; cell fate commitment; multicellular organism development.